Boleophthalmus pectinirostris (great blue-spotted mudskipper) is the source of this 651-nucleotide messenger RNA. RefSeq names its product crystallin, gamma MX, like 2 (gene crygmxl2). The transcript is spliced from 4 exons. Gene Ontology annotation, biological process: lens development in camera-type eye; visual perception. NCBI's taxonomy places the organism in Eukaryota, Metazoa, Chordata, Actinopteri, Gobiiformes, Gobiidae. The record is from RefSeq and is a predicted model, not a curated record. Gene Ontology annotation, molecular function: structural constituent of eye lens. The coding region runs from base 1 to 651 and encodes 216 amino acids.
AUGGGCCUUCUCCUGCACGAUUACCCCAACUGCACCAUCACAUCCUCGGACACAAUGGAGCUACACAGCCCCCCUCCACGCUCUCUCCUUAUCCUUUCUUCUAUCAGUAUUCACAACCCUGCAACCAUGGGAAAGAUUAUUUUCUACGAAGGCCGUAACUUCCAGGGUCGUCACUGGGAGUGCGGUAAUGACUGCAUGGACACUUUCAGGCACUUCAACUGCUGUAACUCCAUCAGGGUGAGCGGAGGACACUGGGUGGCCUAUGAGAAGCCCAACUAUAUGGGAUACCAGUACAUCAUGGGGCCCGGAGAGUACCCCGACUACCACUGCUGGAUGGGCUUCAACAACUGCAUCCGCUCCUGCCAGAUGUUCCCUCCUUACAGAGGCUCCUACAGAAUGAGGAUCUACAACAGGCCUGACAUGAUGGGACAGAGUAUGGAGUUCAUGGACGACUGCCCCAAUGUGUACGAUCGUUUCCGCUUCAGGGACAUCUACUCCUGCAAUAUCAUGGAGGGCUACUGGAUUUUCUACGAGCACCCCAACUACAGGGGGCGCCAGUACUUCCUGAGGCCCGGAGAGUACAGGGCCUGUGGGGACUGGGGCUGCCACAAUCCCAUGGUGGGCUCCUUCAGGAGGAUGAGGACUAUGUAA